Molecule: messenger RNA, 7272 nt
Organism: Cydia pomonella (codling moth)
Lineage: Eukaryota; Metazoa; Arthropoda; Insecta; Lepidoptera; Tortricidae
Gene: Snrk
Product: SNF-related serine/threonine-protein kinase
Exons: 8
Coding region: 518-2479 (653 amino acids)
Biological process (GO): protein phosphorylation; microtubule cytoskeleton organization; intracellular signal transduction
Cellular component (GO): cytoplasm
Molecular function (GO): protein serine/threonine kinase activity; ATP binding; tau-protein kinase activity
Source: RefSeq, a predicted model, not a curated record
UUAUACACUAUUAAAUUUACGUCAUCAAGCUUCCGUAAUUCCUAAAUGAUUAGAAAUAGGUUCAUUAUGUAUUAUAUAUUUCAUGUAUUAUAGUGUUCAAUGUUUAAUGGGUGCAUAUUUUAGUGAAUGGCCGUAAAAUAAUAGCCUAAAUUUCCAUGAACUUUCCUGCUCCAAUUACGGAGUGUACAUAAAGGUUAAAACGUUCAAAAAUCUGCCGGCUAGAGUCCCAAACGAAGCCAAGAAUAGCAUAGUACGACUAGUGCCAGCGUUUCUGAACUGGUUUUGUGAAAUGGCGAAAUUGUGACUUCAAUCAAUUUUUACUUACGUUCGAUAUUACAAUUUUAUAACUAAAUAAUGCGAUUUUGUUGUUUCAAAUACUAAUUACUAUUUCAAAUUAUGUUAGUGUGGCUCUGAAAUUAUCAACUAUGACACGUGAAGGAAGUUGAUGGGGAUUAUACCCUAUAGUGUUGGUUUUCUCUGCUUAUUAUAAAAUAAUAAAAUUCUCCACGUAGAUAAAAUGAAUAACAACGGAGGAGGCGCUGGAGGUGGAGUGGGUAUGGCAGGAGGUCCAUAUGAGACCAAAAUUGCUGGGUUGUAUGACCUCCUGGAUACCCUGGGUUCUGGGCAUUUUGCUGUGGUCAAGCUGGCUCGGCAUGUCUUCACUGGAGAAAAAGUUGCCGUAAAAGUCAUAGAUAAGAGUAAAUUAGAUGAUGUUUCUACAUCACAUUUAUUUCAAGAGGUUCACUGCAUGAAAUUAGUCCAACAUCCCAACGUAGUAAGAUUAUAUGAAGUAAUAAACACGCAAACCAAAUUGUACUUGAUCCUGGAGCUGGGCGACGGCGGCGACUUGUACGACUACAUCAUGAGGCACGAGUCUGGCUUGUCGGAAUCUCUGGCCCGCAAUUAUUUCCGCCAAAUAGUUCGUGCAAUCUCUUACUGCCACAGGUUACAUGUCGUGCAUCGAGACCUGAAACCUGAAAAUGUAGUUUUCUUCGAAAGAUUAGGUGUAGUGAAAUUGACUGACUUUGGUUUUAGCAAUAAAUUUUGUCCUGGACAAAAACUAGAGACUUCCUGUGGUUCCCUAGCGUAUUCUGCUCCUGAGAUUUUGUUAGGGGACUCGUACGACGCGCCCGCUGUGGACGUGUGGUCGCUCGGGGUUAUCCUUUACAUGCUCGUGUGCGGGCAAGCUCCAUUCCAAGAAGCCAAUGACAGUGAAACGCUAACGAUGAUUAUGGACUGUAAAUACACAAUUCCACCGCAUAUAUCAACAGGUUGUAAAAAGCUAAUCGGGCGCAUGCUAGUCCGCGAGCCAGAGAAGCGUGCAACCCUUGCCGAGAUAUCCGCCGACCCAUGGGUGACCGGCGGCGAGUCUGCGCCAUCACACGAGUGUGACACUCCACUCGUGACUAGAGAACAAUUAUCCGAGGAAGACCGCGCUAACAUCAUGCAGAGAAUGGUCAGCGUGGCGACCAAGGAACAGAUAUUGGAGGCGCUGGAGAAGAAUGAAUACAAUCACAUAACUGCUACGUAUUAUUUGCUAGCUGAGAGGAAGCUUAGAGCUAAAAGGCAAGAAGAAAACUUGGCCCGAAGGCCCGAGGUGCUAGGUGUGUCGCGAGGAGGGUCCCGUUCAAACAAUCUGCUGGCGCCGCCGCCGCUCCCCACCGCGCCUCGCACACCACAGGAUGCUCCCCCCAGGUCACGAAAGUGCAGCAUAGUUCGCGAAGAAGAAGACGACGAGGAGAGUAGCCCCGGCGCACGCGUGGUGGACGCGCGCCGCGGCUCGCGCUCCGAGGGCCGGCUGCGGGUCGCGCGCCCGCCCGCCGCGCUCGCCGUCACGCUCACCCGGGUGAAUCUAGAAGAUAACCUGACGGAUCCUUCCUUGGCACCGACGGAGAGCUCAGAGGCGGCGCCGGCGGCCGCGGCGGAGAGCGCCGACACGCCCCCGCGCGUGCCCCCCGCGCCGCCGCCCGCGCGCCGCCAGCGCCUCGACGUGCGCCGCCGCCGCCCGCGCGCCGGCUCCUGCUCCUCCUCCGAUCUCUCCGACGACGACUCCGAGAAGAAGAAGCGCGCCGCGGAGCAGAACGACGCGCCGCCCGAGCGCGCGCGCCGGGACUCGCACGACGACUCCAGCGACAGCCAGGAGCGCGGCGCCGGCGCCGGCGGCCGCGGCGCUCGCCCCUCCGGCCGCGCCACGCUCGCGGGCGCGCCCGGCGCCGGCGCCGACUCCGGCGGCGGCGCGGCCGGCGACGCGCGCCAGCAGGGCGGCGCCACGACCGGCCGGCGGCGCCGCGCGGCCCGCAAGGAGUCCCGGUUGCGCGAGUCGCGCUCGCUCAACCGCAUCGCGGAGGUGGAGGAGGCGGCGGCGGCGCGCUGGGCGGGCGCCGGCGGGCUGGUGGCGUUCUGCGGGCGGCCGCUGCUGCGCCUGCUGGCGGCCGCGCGGCCGCAGCCCGCGCAGCGCCGCCUGCACGGCCUGUGCUAGCGCCGCCGCCGCCGCCGGGACCCCGCUCCGCUCCCGAGAGCGAGCCGAGCGUCCCCGGCGGACUGUUCCGGCGAGGACGCUCUGAAGACGAGCGACGACUCGCGCCUGAGCCGCCUCCUCGGGCUGGUGGCGCUGGACGCGCCGGCCGCGGGGGCCGUCGAGCCGAGUUUGCGAGUGUGACGGUCGCGCGCCCGCCUGCGACGACUCGCCCUCGCUAAAUGACUAACGGUCGUGUCGCCCACGAUUCGCUCCGCGUACCGCCAAAAGAUAGUUCUAGGUUAGGAAGUUUUAGUUUAAUCUAACGAUUGUCCGGUGCGCAACUGCCGUCUUGAACAAAGCAAUAAAUUAAACUUUACAUUUUAAUGAUUUCAAUUUUGCAUCCCCGUAUCGUUGUCGACUUAGUGAAUAAAGUUGUUAGACAUAUCGAAACGUGUCGAAAAGGUUACAUUUCUGCUAGGACGAUUAUGUCGGUGCGUUAUUUAAAAAAUAAUGAUUAUCGUCAGAAGGACGUCUUAACUAAAUGUGGUAUCGAAGUUGAUUAAAACGUGAUGCUGAUGAGUGUAUAUAUUAAAUUUGUAUUGUUCAAUCGGCUCCUCGUAAGCAUAACGUAAAAUUUGCGGUAACCCAACAUAACGAAACAUUUUCCUAUUUUAACUGAGGUCGUUCAUAGGUAAACAGGGUUACGCCAUUUUUAUUUAUUUAUUCUAUAUUAAAUCUUACAUUGAAUCAAACAGAAAAGUGCCGUGAAGCCCUAUCGGGUUGGUCCACUACAAUUUUCAUUUCACCGGUAGGAAUUGAACCUCAUCGUCAUCACAUAUGGAAAAGUACUGAGAAUUCAUAAAAGAAGUGCUGAGCAUAAACAUAGACCAAUAAUUAGAGAUAAAAUUAUAACUUGCUAGUAGGAUUACAGUCGUUUUUAUCGUUUAGAAUAUUUUCAACUUCCGAAAACUGUUGGUUACUAUGUAGUUGGUUUAGUAUGAAACUGUGGCAUUUCCUACAUGUUAGUUAAAUUAAAUUAGAUGUGUUUUUGUUAGGUUGAUUGGUUUUGUAAAUUGUAUGUGUCUUAAAAUGGGAAUGUUAAAUAUGAUAAAAUGUUUAAUGUAUAACAUACUAUCUGUGUACAUAAAUAUUAAAUUGUUGUAAAUAAAUAGUCUAUUUCAAAUAUAACGUUAAAAUAAGUACAGAUUAUUUAGUUCAGUUUGGUUUUUAUUACAAAUCUCAAGUUUGACUUGGGCACAUGGCUGGCAUUUGAUCAUUUUUUAAGGUUUUUUAAUGAAAAGUUCAUUUUUGUAAUUAUUUUUUAUCAUUUAUCACAACUUUUACAAAUUUGAUAUGGUUGACUACCAGCUGACAGAGGUCCAGCUCUUUAAACUCCGCCAUCGAAUCCACGGGUCACGGCUUGCGAGCCUCUAUUAACAUCGGUGCCGAUAUGUUUAGCUCGCAGUGAUGUGAUGCCAUUAUCAGGUUCCAUGAACCUCUAAAUGCUAUCUUGUGCAUUUCGAAACGUCUUUGUAGCAAUACCAAAUAUAUAUAGUUUUCCAAUAUUUACAUCCUUUCGCACUUCCGUUUCCAUUGCGAGUUGAAUGUAUAGUAUAAAGUAGUUUACAGUACAUAUGGGGCUACUUUAUAGCACUAGUGCGAGAAGUAGCAUAUUACGUUACUGUGUCGAACAUUUAAAGGGCUAUAUGUACUGUAAAACGUUGUACGAUACAUGUGCGAAUAGGUAAUUCGCAACUCGUGUCGAUUUAAAACACUCCCUUCGGUCGUGUUUUAGUUUAUCGCCACUCGUUUCGAAUUUCCUAUUUUUCGCACUUGUAUCGUAAUGUACUAUUAUAGUUGUGGGUCUAAAACUGUUAGGGAUUAAUUAACCCUUUACCGCAUGUGCAACCAUAAAUGGCAGUUAUGAUAUUCAACCCUAUUGGAUAUUAGAUAUUAAAGUUCAAAUGUCAAUUUUCUUGAACAAUCCACCUCUAUUUCAAAUUUUCUUUGAUAUAAUGGAUACCAAAACGAAGUUACUCUGAAUCUCAUAUCGGAUACACGAAAAGGAUGCAUAUAAAAUAUUAAUAUGGACUAGGGUUUCUGCUCAAGAAUUCUCGAGGCGGGAAAUCUCGAGAAAUUCGUCCUUCGCCGAGGCGGGAAAAAAAAGUCAAUGCCUCGAGAACUCGAGAAAUAAAUCUCUUGUUACAGUAAAAAGAAACGUGUAUAACACGUGUUGUGUCUAUAGUGUAUUCCUUUAGGUAGUUAAAUGUAAACAAUAUUUUUUUCCCAUUUUCAGGUACUUAAUCAUUUAUUAGUUAACCAACCAAAUAAUAACAACAGAUUUUCAUAUUAUGUAACUUUUGAACUACCACCAUCAAAUGUCUAAAGAAUUCGUCUUGUUUAAGGUUCAUUACUAUGCUUCCUAGAAUUAGAAAAAUGUUAACAAUCUUGACGCGUCUUUUAUUAAAAACGCUUAAAAAAAUAGUAACUAUUACUUAUGAAAGCAAAAUAAUGUAAGUAAUCGUUUAUGAUUUAUAAUUGUUACAUAUUUGCCGCGACUUAUUUUUCAAACGUGUUUUUCAAUAAAAAGACACGAAAAGAUUAGAUCGCUUAUCUUAUUUCUAAUGCUCAAAGACGAAUUACGGGGCCAUGUAAUAACAAAUAUUACAAAACUAAUUUACUAUUAAUAAAUCAAAUCAUCCCGAUAUAUUCCUAUAGGCAAAAUAGCUCAAUUUUAGCAGCAUUAUUGUUGCGUUGAGUAAGUAUAUUACGUAGUAAAUCUUCUGUAAGUUUGUCACAUCGAGUUAAAUUAAUUCACUUGAAUAUUCUUGCCUAAUAAAACACCAUGUUGUGGUUUGCUUAUAUUUUGUUAAAUACCUAAAGAAAUACACUAUAGCAUAUUACAUCGCCGACGCUCACGCCUGCACCUAUAGUUUUUUUUGGUUUGUUGUUGACUUAAACAUUUACCAUUUUUAUGAUUAUUGAUCUCACCUACGACUCCCAUGCAUCUGUUUUGUAAUAAAAAAAAAUUAAAAUAACAUCAUGUAUUUUGAAACUUUCAAAAUUUCUUGAGAUACUCGAGAAUAAGAAAUAAUGGUCGAGAGUUCCCGUGCCUCGAGAAAUAAAAAAGGUCGAGAAACCAGAAACCCUAAUAUGGACCUUACGAUCAAAUUUGGCACUUUGUAUGGUUGUCACAUGCCCUAACUUCAGUGGUGCAGUUUUCUGUUGUGCGAUUCGAAAACUUUUGAUCUGACCCUUAUAUAGUUUUGGUAAAUCCCUUUUAGGGUUGUAAUAAGAUGUCAUCAUGUGUGCUAACGGUAACUGUCGUUUCAUUUACCUAUUUUACGUACGUUAUUGUUGUACAUUUUGCGGCUUGCUAGGUUGGACUUAGAAGUAUGAAAUAUUUGACUUUUGUGUACCUCAGGGUGCUUUGAUACCUAACAUGAUAACGCAAUAAAAUAACAAGACCAAAGAUUAACAAAUCGUUUGUUAACUAACAACACUUUGUCCUGGUUGGUGCCAACGUCUAUACAAUUUACGAUUUAUUUAAAUCUUUCAUAAAUAAUGUACUUUGAGAUUGGACUUUUUAUUGGUGCUUGUUAUUUUAACUUUAUACAGGACACUUUUAAGAUGAUUUUUAAAUGUAAAAUAAACUAAAUUCUAUAUAUAGAAAAUGCAGUGAAGUGAAGGAGUGUAUUUAAUCGAAUUAUACGUACCUAUAAUAUCUAUUACUUAUAUACCUAAAUUAGCCUAGCGCCAUGAACAAAAUUACUAACAUACUCAUCAUUACAUUAACUUUGUGGUUUUCUGUGGAGUUCUGAAUGCCUUGCCAUUAUUUCAUUGUCGAUGUACGAUUGAAUAAUUUAUUGGCUGAUUUAUCAAAUAUAGUAGUUCUCUUUCUUAAUAAGCUUUUGAUUGCACUUUAUUCUUUAUAUCAUAGAUGUCAUAGUACUGUCAGCAGUGUCCCUGCAUAGGGACUGGCGCAUUGGUGUCGUGGUGCCUAUAAGUCUGUAGUACCUAGUGGCAGUUUGGGAACACUAAAUGCUUGAAUACAUUUUAAUUUUAUUUCUAUCUGUUAAUUCUGCACGCAUUGUAAAUGUAAAAUGUAUUUCUAUAGAUUAUCUACUGAUUUUAUUUUUCUACAGUUACUAUAACGAAGCUCUUUUCAAUUUUGUUUGUAAUUUAUUGCAUGUAAAAUGUACACCUACGUAUGGUAUUUUCUCCAUUGUCGAAGCAAUUAUUAAAUCAAUGGGGUUUUCAGUGCAAUAAUACAGAUAUUAUCCGAGCUUUGAAUUUAUACAUUUAUAUUAAAUUUAUACGAGUGGUUAGCUUAAGGCGUUUUAAACUGAUAUUCUAAUAACUGUGUACCUGGUUGCCAUCUGUAUUUGGCGUUAAUUAGGCUUUUGCAAUUGUCCACGACUUGUAGUAAAUAGGUCUUGUAUGUAUGUAUUUAUGUAUCAGUAAAUUUAUCAUGAUAUUAUUAAGUUUUAUUUGUAGAAUCCUUCAUUUGUCGGAGAUUCUAUAGGUAUUAUAUUUGAUUUCACUUUAAGGGCGAAAUCGUGUAUAACCCUCCACCCAGCUGUAUCCCUGAAUUAUUGUGGUUUCUAACAAUGAAAUACCUCUACGAAUAAAUUAAAAAAUCAAAUCUUCCAUGUUACUAAUGUAGCUUUAAAUUUGAUUCAAGUAAAACUCCGCAUGGAGGGAUAUAAAUGACCGCCCUCUCAUAUAGUUUUCUUGCCAGAGGCCCUUUUAGGAGAGAUUAAUUUGCAGUAUUGUGUGUAAUAUUAUUUAUUAAAUGUAUUUGUGUCUAACAA